CAGACCUCGUUAUCGUUACCUAGCCUCGGGACGCCCCAUCGGAUCUCCUAUCGCUCUCGCCCCUCUGCGCCGAGAUCUCCAACACAUACCUACCUGACAGUUCGGCGCGAGUUCCGUGAUCCGCCCACUGCAGGACAUCAACAACCGCACCUGCAUCACCGUCGCAGUCACUGCUCCAAUCCAUCCUGUACCUAUCACGAGCCAAGUCAACCACCAUCAGAGACUAUACCUACGUAUCCCCCCCCAAAAAAUGCCACGCAAACUCUCCAAAUCCAGAAACGUCUACGCCCCCGCGUCCUCCUCCUCCUCCUCGUCGCACUCCACCACCAACCUCCUAACUCCCUACCCCCAAAAUGACGGUCUCCCACCCUUCCUCACCGACGGCCUCCCGCUCCCCUCGCUCGUCGUCCUCGACCUCGACUACACGCUCUGGCCCUUCUACAGCGACUGCCACCCGUGGCCUCCGCUCCGGGCUCUAAGCGGCUCCGUUUUGAGCGACCGCAACGGCGAGAACUUUUCUUUCUACAAGCACGUCCCCAUCAUCUUGCACUUGUUGCAAGUGGCGGGCGUGAAGCUGGCUGUCGCAAGCAAAAGUCCCGUGGGCGAUUUGUGUAGGGAGAUGUUGAAGAUGUUGAGGAUUCCGGGGGGACUGCCGACGAGUGUGGAGGGGUUUAGACGGAGUCCUGCGACAAAGGGGGCGGCGGGGGCUGCUGAUGGUAAUGGAGAUGAGGAGGGGGAGGAGGACAGUGGAAAGAAGACAAAGACAAAGACAAAAGGAUCAGGGUCAGGGUCAGGGUCAGGGUCAGGAGGGGGGUUGACGAAUGAAAAGGGGCGCAAGACGAUCGAGUUGUUUGAUGGUGGACUGGAGAUCUAUGAGGGGACAAAGUUGAGGCACUUUGAGGUCAUUCAAAAACGGACGGCGAUACCGUACGAGGAGAUGCUGUUCUUUGAUGACGAGAGGCCUAACUUGGAGGUGGAGAGGGUGGGGGUUACGAUGCAGUUGAUCAGGGACGGGCUGGAUUGGGAGGAGCUGGAGAAGGGAAUACAAAAAUGGAGGGCUAACAGGGGGAUUGCGUAAAAUAGAGUGUUGGAUUAUAUGGAGUUGCGCGAGAUCAGGGGAGUAUAGAUGGGGAUUCUAGAUGACUUAUAGAAGGCACAUCAAAAGCUCAAUCUCACACAUCAAAUGGCUUUGU
Molecule: messenger RNA, 1193 nt
Organism: Neurospora tetrasperma FGSC 2508
Lineage: Eukaryota; Fungi; Ascomycota; Sordariomycetes; Sordariales; Sordariaceae
Exons: 1
Coding region: 251-1078 (275 amino acids)
Molecular function (GO): acid phosphatase activity
Source: RefSeq, a predicted model, not a curated record